Messenger RNA from Akanthomyces muscarius, 1089 nucleotides. RefSeq lists its product as uncharacterized. The record is from RefSeq and is a predicted model, not a curated record. NCBI's taxonomy places the organism in Eukaryota, Fungi, Ascomycota, Sordariomycetes, Hypocreales, Cordycipitaceae. Gene Ontology annotation, cellular component: extrinsic component of membrane; GID complex. Bases 1 to 1089 code for a protein of 362 amino acids. Gene Ontology annotation, biological process: proteasome-mediated ubiquitin-dependent protein catabolic process; negative regulation of gluconeogenesis; protein catabolic process in the vacuole. The transcript has 4 exons.
AUGCCGACACCAUCCUCGGAACCGCCGCUCGAUCCCUCGUCGCCGCCCUCUUACAACUUUUCGACUUGUCCCGACGAACUACAGCAUUCAUCUCACAGCAGCCAGACAGCCCGUGAAGAAAUGACUCCUGGGCUGGAGUCGGCUUCGGACAGGCGGAGCCAGUCGCCUGGCGAGGCUCCGUCUAUCGGCUCAGAGCAAACACGAGCCAUGAUAAGAGAGGACUCUUUGGUAACAGACGAUCGCAUCUCCGCCGAACCGUCAUCGAGGGCGACUACAGUGUCCCCACGCCCUCAAUCCAGCGCGACCGGCGCAACUUCGCCCCCUCCCGACCUCGGCAACGGCAAGCAGCGAGAGCUUGAGCGCCGGCCUAGCAUUGAUCAAAGGGCUACUGCGGGCAGCCCUUCCCCGGCCAAUAAGGUCGGCCUAGAAGAAGCUGCCGACAGCGAGUUCGACACAUGUUGUGACGACACACAGAGUUCAUGCUAUACUGGCCUUGACUAUUCCAAUAAAAGAUCCAUUCCGUUUAGUCCAUGUUCGUAUCUGCGACCGGGCACCAAAUUCCACGGCACACAACAGUCUGAACGGCAGGUAUACGAGGUUCAAGUCGAAAUCAAGUAUGUCGACAUGCGCGAGUCAUUCUUAUGCGGCUAUCUGCGCAUUCAAGGUCUCACCGAAGAUCAUCCAACUCUCACCACAUACUUUGAAGGCGAAAUCAUCGGAGCAAGGUACAGCUUCUUCACACAGCACGACGACUGGGGUGCCAAUUCCAAGGUGGACUUGAGCCAUUGGUCCAAGUUUGACGCAUUUCGACCGUACCAGAAGCAGGCAAAAAAGGGGUCUGUCGUUAUACCCGAUGUUGCCCAAAAAGAGCAUAUAUUUAUGCGAUGGAAGGAGCACUUUCUGGUUCCAGAUCAUCGCGUUCGCACGAUUCAUGGAGCCAGCUUCGAGGGUUUCUACUAUAUAUGCUUCAACCAGGUCAGGGGAGAAGUCAACGGCAUCUACUUCCACUCAAAGAGCGAAAAAUUUCAACAGCUGGAGCUGAAGCACGUCCCUGAUCGAGGGUGCUUUAUGGCCAUGGAGUUUCGAUGA